UACCACAACCGCACGACAAGCCCCGGUGCUCUGACCGACCGACCUACACACAGAAAUCCGCCACAGUCAUUCCCUGACAGCCAUGAAACAGACUCUGCUCGAGCUGAUGAGGAUGAGCAGAAUAUGCCGGAUGGUACUCGCCACUUGUUUGGGAUCUUUUAUUCUGGUCAUCUUUUAUUUCCAAAGUAUGUUCCAACCAGUCAUGCGGAGGAACCAGUUUGCGGCGGACGGGUGCUGUAGGAAAGGCUCACGCAACGCACUGCAGGAACUCUACAACCCCACACAGUCGGAGUUCUCCAGUGCCGCCAUCCUCCACCAGGGGAGGAGAGACCAGGUAGCAGAGUCAUGUCGGGCCCAGAGUGCAUCCAGCCGCAAGCGCCGGGUCCUGACCCCUGGUGACCUCAAACACCUGGUGGUGGAUGAGGAGCAUGAGCUCAUCUACUGCUAUGUCCCCAAGGUGGCCUGUACCAACUGGAAACGCGUCAUGAUGGUCCUCACGGGACGCGGCAAGUACAGUGACCCUAUGGAGAUCCCUUCCAACGAGGCCCACGUCCCGUCCAACCUGAAAUAUCUGAACCAGUACAGCAUCGCUGAGAUCAACCACCGCCUCAAGAGCUACCUCAAGUUCCUGUUUGUCCGGGAGCCCUUCGAGAGGCUCGUCUCCGCUUACCGCAACAAGUUCACCCUCAAGUACAACUCCUCCUUCCACCGCCGCUUCGGCACCAAGAUCGUCCGCCGCUACCGCAAGGACGCCACGCAGGAGGCGCUGCUCAACGGCGCCGACGUCAAGUUCCGGGAGUUCGCCGAGUAUCUUGUCGACCCGGCCACGCAACGCGACGGCCCGCUCAACGAGCACUGGCAGACGGUGUACCAGCUGUGCCACCCCUGUCACAUCCACUAUGACCUGGUGGGCAAGUACGAAACCCUGGAGGAAGACGCCAACUACGUUCUGCGGCUGGCGGGGGUGGGCGAGUCGGUGCGCUUCCCGACCUACGCCAAGUCCACCCGCACCACAGACAGCAUGACGGCCCAGUUCUUCAGCAACAUCAGCUCUCAGCAGCACGGCCAGCUCUUCCAGCUGUAUAAACUGGACUUCCUCAUGUUCAACUACUCCACGCCAAGCUAUCUGCGACUGGACUAACGACUAGAGGACCAGGACAUGACUAGCCAGUUGGGACUCUGGGCACGAUCCACUUUUAAUAAGAGAAGAAAAAAAUAACAGAGAGAGGAGAAUGGAUAUUUUUGCGAAAGCUUUAUUCAAAAACUGUCGUCACUGUUUCUGGGGGUGAAUAGGAAGGGCUGAGGUGAAUGGGAGGGACAGAGAUUGAGGAAAGGUGCUGGAUCCGAUUUGAUGUGAAAGAAUCUUUGUUAUCCAAUCAGCAUUGUCCUGAAGGUAAUAAAGGAGGAAGUGGAGAUCCUAUACCAUGAGAAUGCAGGGUUCGGGUGGAGCUGAUGUCAGAGGUUUUCUAAGAGGGGAAAAAGAGGAGAGAAGCAGGACUCUUGGAGAGUGGUCAAUGUGUGUUCUGUAUGUAAAUGAGGUGGGACUCUUGACCAAUUAGGCUGCUUUGGAUUUUGCACAGCAAAUGGUGGCCUCGCAUGCACGUGCCCUGGCCCCAAAGCAUCAUGGGAGCUGAGCUUAUUUUAUAACGAACAAUAACGAAACUCCGUCAAAUUGUAAAACACAUCCAUGUCCUUCAGUCUGCUGUAUCCUGGGUGUGUUUGAUAGCAACCACCAAUUAUACAUUUGAUAAGUAAACUGGCGCUUGGCUCCACCUCAAGCCCUCCUCAUUAUAGCUGUCUAUUGACUUUGCUCUAAAGACCUCUAGAACCAUCAGGUGUAAACAGUGGAGCUACAAUUUACAGCCAACUGCUCUAAAGUAGUAGCUAUGCUGUCAAGAUCGCCAUCAUCACAGGUGAAAAGAACUCAUGAGGUUUGCCAGGUGAGGCCUCAGACUCCCACAGCAGGAUCUGAAACGGCGGCCAUUUUAGAAAGACGCUGAGCACCCUCAAGGCUUUAAGCCACAGGAAGUGGUCAGAAGGAGAAAGGAAGUGCUGUUGUGAAUGGGUGCACCGGAUGUGAUUGACAGGUGUUAGGGGCCUCCCACUGACCCAGCGAGGAACUGAAGAAGAGAUGGCCCGUGUGGCUGUGAAAGGGUUUAAGGGACAGGAUCUCAUAACCCCGCCCACGCCACGCCCUUAAACCAGGGAGGGCCAUAACCCCGACCACGGGCCAUAACCCCCCCUCCGCUUCGACGACCAAUCAUGUAUUUUAGUAAAUUAAGUCUUUUUAUUUUAUUUUUUAUGUCUUGGUUUUAUUGUCUUAUGAAAACAUUGCUGCGAGCAGCAAUAAAAAAAUAUUAUUUAAAUUACUUUUACUGUCGGUGGGUGGGAGGGGGGAGACGAAGAUUUUAAUAUUCGUUUUCUUGGCAGAUGAACAUUUGAGUAGAUUUUUAAAGAUAAAAUAGUUUUUAUGA
Molecule: messenger RNA, 2474 nt
Organism: Salvelinus namaycush (lake trout)
Lineage: Eukaryota; Metazoa; Chordata; Actinopteri; Salmoniformes; Salmonidae
Gene: chst11
Product: carbohydrate (chondroitin 4) sulfotransferase 11
Exons: 4
Coding region: 83-1141 (352 amino acids)
Biological process (GO): proteoglycan biosynthetic process; carbohydrate biosynthetic process
Cellular component (GO): membrane
Molecular function (GO): sulfotransferase activity
Source: RefSeq, a predicted model, not a curated record